Messenger RNA from Macadamia integrifolia, 1005 nucleotides. RefSeq names its product late embryogenesis abundant protein At1g64065-like. The transcript has a single exon. Lineage: Eukaryota; Viridiplantae; Streptophyta; Magnoliopsida; Proteales; Proteaceae. The record is from RefSeq and is a predicted model, not a curated record. The coding region runs from base 111 to 740 and encodes 209 amino acids.
AUUAAUUCUUUGGUCUUCUUCUCUUUCUCCUCAAGUCUCCUCUAGUACUUCCAAGUUCUUUGAAGAACUACCCAUUUGCUUCCUCUCUCUCUCUUGAUCUGUUGAUCUCAAUGGAUUCAAGGUUUUCAAAGGAAGAUGGGGGAACAACACCACUAGCUCCUAAUCCAAAGAAAAGAAAUGCUUGGGUUAUAUGCUUAUCUGUGUUCCUUGGAUCUUUUCUUUUUGUGUUUCUUCUCCUUCUAAUUCUUGGCCUUACUGUGUUCAAAGCCAAAGAUCCAACAACUACAGUUAAUUCAGUUACUGUAAAGCAUCUUGAAUCCAAAAUAGAUCGACCUCCAUCAACAAAAGUCUAUUUGAAUGUAACCCUUAAACUAGAUAUGUCAGUUCAUAAUCCAAACAAGGCAAGCUUCAAGUACAGAGAUACUAUGGCUAUUAUUGAUUAUAAUGGUGGAGUUGUAGGUGAAGCAGCGAUUCCAGCAGGGAAGAUUCCUUCCGACGGUACCACCGGGAUUAAUUCGACGAUUACUCUGAUGGCUGAUCGGUUACUAUCUGAUUCCAAGUUUUAUAAAGAUAUGAUCUCUGAUAGACUGCCUCUUACUGUUUCUACAACAAUUGCUGGGAAGGUAAAGGUUCUUAUUAUUAAGAAAAGUGUAGUUGCUUACACUACUUGCAACAUGACACUCUUUAUUAGUAAUCAAACUGUGGCUGAUUCGGAGUGCAGAUCCAAGGUCAGUUUAUAAACUGUUUGGCCUUGGGAUUUAUUGGUUUAUUUCCAGUUGUUGCCUUCUGGUUAUUCUGUAUAUGCAGAUUUUUUUUUUCUUUUUCUUUUUUUUGAAUUUUUUUUUGGGGGGUUAUUAGAAAAUAAUAUUGGGAUUGUUGUAACAAAAAAGUUCCAUAUUUUGUAAUAAUUGAGAGAGGGAUGGAUGGACACUAGCGUUGUGUAGUGGAACCUUACGUAUAAGCAUUUUUUUGAUCGUUGGAUCCCAUCUCUCCAUCUAAGUCAGC